Molecule: messenger RNA, 2320 nt
Organism: Ascoidea rubescens DSM 1968
Lineage: Eukaryota; Fungi; Ascomycota; Saccharomycetes; Ascoideales; Ascoideaceae
Exons: 1
Coding region: 306-2210 (634 amino acids)
Biological process (GO): glycerophospholipid catabolic process
Cellular component (GO): cytosol; plasma membrane; intracellular membrane-bounded organelle
Molecular function (GO): A2-type glycerophospholipase activity
Source: RefSeq, a predicted model, not a curated record
CUUUCUCUAGUCCCACCAGUAGGUUUUUUUUGCGAAUUGUUUUAUCUUGGGCUUAGCAGCUUAUUGCUUCCUAGAAUAGUGCUCACAUAAUCCGAGUAUUGCUGCUUUUUUCGUUCCCAAUUCCAUACUAGGAAAUAUCCUGCAUUGCUGAUGCUUUUUCAGCCGGUUAUUGUAUUGGUAACUCAUAUAUAUACUGCUUGUUGUUUCCUAUCUAUCUAUCUGUUUACUCAGAAAAUUCAUUCUCACUUUGAAAAUAGAAACAAGAAACAAACUAUCUAUCUCACUGUGGUAUAAUAGGGCCCGAAAUGUUGAAAUUACUUUCACUUGUUCCGAUAACUUUCCAUCUCUUCGAUUUUUCAAAUGCCUGGUCGCCAACUGAUUCAUAUGCUCCAGGAACUGUUCAAUGUCCCUCCUCAAACGUCUCUCUAAUUCGUGAUUCUAGCUCAAUCAGUGAAGAAGAAGAAAGUUGGCUAUCAAAAAGAGAUGAUAUUACUUUUGAAAAUUUGAAAAAGUUCUUGAAAUAUAACACUGAGUUACCUGAAGAACUUCUUGAUGGUUUUGACGAACCAAUUAAAAUCGCAUUUGCCUUUUCAGGUGGUGGUUUAAGAUCUACAUUAACAAGUACUGGUCAAUUAGCUGCCUUUGAUAAUAGAACUACUGAUGCUUUUGAAAAUGGAUUGGGUGGGUUGUUGGAUGCCGUAACUUAUAUUGCUGGGAUUUCUGGUGCUAGUUGGCUAGUUACUUCUCUUUCAAUGUACAAUUGGACAAGUACUCAGCAUUUGAUUUUUGAACAAGAUGAACUUUGGGAUUUGUAUAAUUCGAUUUUAAAUUUCAGCAUUUUAGAUUUAAAUUCAACUUCAACUUUACUUUCCUUAUACUCUGUCUUUAAUGAAGUCAAUUCUGAUCUUAGUGCCAAAAAAGACGCCGGUUUUGAUAUCACUUUAACUGAUGCUUGGGGCAGAUUACUCUCAAGGAUAUUUUUGAGCAAUUACACAGAUUACGCUGAUUCCCUAACUUGGUCUACUUUAAGAGAAUUUGAUGUUUUCAAAAACGCUGAAAUGCCAUUCCCAAUUAUUAUCGCCAAUGGUAGAAUGCCUGACACAAAAAUUAUCAAUUUAAACUCAACAGUCUUUGAAGUUAAUCCUUUUGAAAUUGGUUCUUGGGAUUCAAGUCUUCAAUCAUUUGCUGAUAUCAAAUACUUGGGCUCAAACCUAACAAAUGGUUAUCCAAACAAUAAUGAAUCGUGUAUUUCUGGUUUUGAUAACACAGGUUUCUUGAUUGGAACUUCGUCAUCUUUAUUCAAUUUCUUUAACGUUACCCAAUUAUUUUCCACUUUGAAUCUAGGUCCAACUAUUUCAACUGUUUUCAAUGAUUUCUUAAGUAAUUUAGGUGAAGCUGAUGGCAUAAAUAAUGACAUUGCUAUUUAUGGUCCAAAUCCAUUCUAUGGGUCUUCUUAUGGUACAAGUAAAUCACUAUCCGAAUCAGACUCUCUUUAUUUAGUUGAUGGUGGGUUAGAUAAUCAAAAUAUUCCUUUUGCUCCAUUUAUUCAACCCGAAAGAAAUGUCGAUGUAAUUUUUGGUUUUGAUAACAGUGCUAAUACUGAAGAUAAUUGGCCAAAUGGUACUUCUCUAAUUAGAACUUAUCAAAGACAAUUUGGUUCUCAAGCCAAUGCAACUGUUUUCCCCUAUGUUCCAGAUGCUGAAACAUUUUUAAAAGAAAACUUAACAACUAGUCCAAUUUUCUUUGGUUGUGAUUCCUCAAACUUUACCAAUUCAAGCAAUAUUCCUCCUUUAAUUGUUUAUCUUGCAAACCAUAGAAAUAGUUAUGAUUCUAAUAAGCCAACUUUAUUGACUUAUUAUACUAGAGAGGAAAAACUUUCAAUGGUUAAAAAUGGAUUUGAAAUCUCAACCAACGGAAAUGAUACUGACCACUGGCCAACUUGUGUUGGGUGUGCUAUAUUGAAACGAUCCUUUGAUAGAAAUAAUGAUGCUUUGCCCGAUGUUUGUGAAGAAUGUUUUGAAAAUUAUUGUUAUAAUUAUGAAGUCAAAUCUACUUUAACAAAUGAUACAAACUCUAGUUCAAGUCCAAGUUCAAGUUUAGAUUCAAAAUCAAGUUCAGAUACUGGUUUGGCCUCAGGUGCUAAAAAGAAUUACGAUUUAACAACAUUUGGUCAAAUCUUAGCUUUUUUCAUUGUUGCAUUGUGCAUAUAGAACUUACAUUAAUACCCAGAAUAUGUUCAAUUUGUUCAUUUCUAGCUUUCGUUUGUUCGUUCUCAUAAAUGUUCAUAAAGUUUCAUAAAUUUCAAUAUAUAGAUGUGUAA